Molecule: messenger RNA, 1539 nt
Organism: Solanum verrucosum
Lineage: Eukaryota; Viridiplantae; Streptophyta; Magnoliopsida; Solanales; Solanaceae
Product: stearoyl-[acyl-carrier-protein] 9-desaturase, chloroplastic
Exons: 3
Coding region: 152-1333 (393 amino acids)
Biological process (GO): fatty acid biosynthetic process
Cellular component (GO): chloroplast stroma
Molecular function (GO): stearoyl-[ACP] desaturase activity
Source: RefSeq, a predicted model, not a curated record
CAUUUCCAGUUGGGUUUUGUCGACUUAUAAGGCUUAUAUAUUUGGCUAUUUGUUCCGUUUCUCUCUCUCCACCUUUAACUCAACUAGUGUACAGUGAUCACAACGAAAUUGCUCAGGCGAAAUAGUCGAGGUGAAAAACAGAGCAUCAACAAUGGCACUGAAUGUCAAUGGGGUGUCGUUAAAAUCUCACAAAAUGUUACCAUUUCCUUGUUCUUCAGCCAGAUCUCAGCGAGUUUUCAUGGCUUCAACCAUUCAUCGACCUUCUGUGGAAGUUGGAAGUGUGAAGAAGGCAUUCACUCCUCCACAAGAGGUGCAUGUUCAAGUAACCCAUUCCAUGCCACCAGAAAAGAUUGAAGUUUUUGAUUCUCUGCACGAUUGGGCUGCACAGAAUCUCUUGGUGCACCUAAAACCCGUCGAGAAGUGUUGGCAGCCUACUGAUUUUCUUCCUGAUCCUGCUUCCGAGGGGUUUGAUGAGCAGGUCAAGGAGCUAAGGGAAAGGUGUAAGGAAAUUCCUGACGACUACUUUGUUGUAUUAAUUGGGGAUAUGAUCACAGAGGAGGCCCUUCCAACUUAUCAGACCAUGAUAAACACCCUGGAUGGUGUUCGUGAUGAAACUGGUGCCAGCCUCACUCCCUGGGCUAUUUGGACUAGGGCAUGGACAGCGGAGGAAAAUAGGCAUGGUGAUCUUCUCAACAAAUAUCUUUAUCUUUCUGGAAGAGUUGAUAUGAAGCAAAUUGAAAAGACAAUCCAGUACCUAAUUGGUUCUGGGAUGGAUCCUCGCACGGAAAACAACCCCUAUCUAGGUUUCGUCUACACUUCUUUCCAAGAAAGGGCUACCUUUGUUUCACAUGGAAACACAGCUAGGCUCGCUAAGGAGCAUGGAGAUAUGAAACUAGCACAAAUAUGUGGUUCAAUUGCUGCAGACGAGAAGCGCCAUGAAACUGCAUAUACCAAGAUCGUUGAGAAGCUACUCGAGGUUGAUCCUGAUGGUGCCAUAUUGGCUAUUGGUGACAUGAUGAGGAAAAAAAUCUCAAUGCCCGCUCAUCUGAUGUAUGAUGGCAGAGAUGACAACCUCUUUGAACGCUUCUCUGCUGUAGCUCAACGGCUUGGUGUAUACACUGCCAAGGACUAUGCAGAUAUUCUGGAAUUCCUGGUGGGAAGAUGGGAAGUGGAAAAAUUAACUGGUCUUUCCAGUGAAGGACGCAGAGCACAAGAUUAUGUAUGUGGACUGGCUCCGCGGAUUAGAAAAUUGGAGGAGAGAGCACAGGCAAGGGCCAAGCAGCGAAGUCCCGUUCCUUUCAGCUGGAUUUUUGGUAAAGAGAUUAAGAUAUGAAUGCACUUGUGUCCAGGCAAUGCCAUAUUACUUUCUGAUCAUUAAAUUUGCCAUAAAUUUAUGUUAAGAAACUUUAAGGGUAUGAUAUGAAGUCUGUGCAGGGUAGUUGAAGCUACUUCACUAGAGUAUUGGUUUUUCUUUUUGCAAUUGUGUUUAGGCCAUAUGGAAAAACAUAGUUCUUAGCAAUAAAGAUGAACCUUUUGGUA